Drosophila bipectinata is the source of this 1567-nucleotide messenger RNA. Its product is annotated as putative inorganic phosphate cotransporter. Gene Ontology annotation, biological process: transmembrane transport; monoatomic anion transport. NCBI's taxonomy places the organism in Eukaryota, Metazoa, Arthropoda, Insecta, Diptera, Drosophilidae. Gene Ontology annotation, cellular component: membrane. Gene Ontology annotation, molecular function: transmembrane transporter activity. The record is from RefSeq and is a predicted model, not a curated record.
UUUAAAUGACCACAAUUCUAUUCCCUGCAUUUCAAUUGAAUUCCGGCCGUAGUCCAGUUUGGUCGAUCCAGUUUUGUGUCAUUCGUUGAACGAUGUCGGCCGAAAUAAUUAAAGGACCUGCAGUGGGCAUGCGACAUGUCCAGGCUCUGCUGAUCUUCCUCAACAUCACCACGUUGUUUCUGGGACGCUACAAUGCUUCGGUUUCCGUGGUGGCGAUGACGAAUGCCGACACCACAAAUCCCAAUUUUACGGAAUACGACUGGACGGAGCCGCAGAAGUCCUACAUUCUCUCCAGCUUCUUUUGGGGAUACAUUUUCACCCAGUUCCUGGGCGGAUAUCUUUGCAAGCGCUUUGGGGUGAAAAGCGUAAUGUUCUGGGGCGUGUUCGGCUCGGGAGUCUGCAGUGUCCUCACUCCGCUCUUCAUCAGCUUCGGCGAGUGGCAAGCCUACUGCGGCAUCCGUGUGAUCAUGGGCCUGGCUCAGGGUGUUGUCUUUCCCUGCAUCCACCAGCACCUGGCCAGAUGGUCGCCUCCGGGAGAAAGGAAUCGCCUGGGGGCCCUCGCUCACACCGGCAUCGAGUGCGGCAAUGUGAGUGCCAUGUUCUUCAGUGGAAUGAUCGCCAAGAGCUCCAUCGGCUGGCCCGGAAUCUCGUAUGUCUCAGGAGGCGUAGCCUUCGCCUGGUGUCUCUUGUGGUUCAUUUUGGCAGCCAAUAACCCCACGGAAUCUCGGUUCAUCGGCAAGGCAGAGCUGGAAUAUGUGGAGUCCUCGCUGAAGCACAACGAAGAGUACCACAAGACUAUCAUUCCGAUUCCGUGGAAGGCGAUUUGGACCUCAGCUCCGUUCCUCGCCCUCCUCGUGGUCCGAUGCUGCGAAAAUUGGGGCCUUAGCACCCUCCAGGCGGAGAUUCCCUCCUACAUGAACGGAGUCCUCGACAUGGACAUGAAGAGCAAUGCCUUCUUCUCGGCCCUGCCGUUCCUGGCGAUGUGGUGCAUGUCCUAUAUCUACUUGGUCGGCGCCGAGGUCCUUCUGGCUAAGGAGGCAGUAACACUGACGGUCCUGCGAAAGACCUUCAACUCGUUGGCGUUCUUUAUACCCUGCGGAACACUGAUUGGUAUCGGGUUCCUGGACAAGGACCAGAAGAAUCUCGCCAUCGCCCUAAUGACCAUCGGAGUGGGCUUCAAUAGUGGACAGACCAUAGGCAGUGUCCUCAACACCAUCGAUCUCUCCCCGAACCAUGCCAGCAUCCUGAUGGGAAUCGUGAACACGGCAGCCAAUUUUGUGCCCAUUGCCACGCCCUUGGUGGUUGGAUUCAUUGUUCCGGAUACUACUAGCCGCUCGGAAUGGCAAAUUGUGUUUAUUAUUGCUGCAGCGCUCUUUUUCGCGGGAAAUGUGAUUUACCUCCUUUUCGGAUCGGCAGUGUCCCAGCCGUGGGAUGCCGAGGACUAUUUGCUACCAAAGGACACUGAAUUUGGGAAGGAAAAUAAAAGCAAGAAGGCCGACAACGAGAAACACAUUUAGUCUAGUUUAAAUUUAAUGUAUCGCUUUAAAUGAAUGAUAAUGUUUUCAUC